Molecule: messenger RNA, 1521 nt
Organism: Sinocyclocheilus anshuiensis
Lineage: Eukaryota; Metazoa; Chordata; Actinopteri; Cypriniformes; Cyprinidae
Gene: fetub
Product: fetuin B
Exons: 7
Coding region: 48-1487 (479 amino acids)
Biological process (GO): negative regulation of endopeptidase activity
Cellular component (GO): extracellular region
Molecular function (GO): cysteine-type endopeptidase inhibitor activity
Source: RefSeq, a predicted model, not a curated record
CAUCUAGAUUUUGUUGCUGUAUCUGGGAGAAAGACUGCAGCUUCACCAUGAAGCAGUGUGUGGUAUUGAUGAUGGCCUUCCUGUGCGUCCAUGGGGCCCCUGUGGACGUCUUGGCCCCAGGAUCCUGCCAAGAUGCGGUAGCUAGCGGUGCUGCUGCUGAAGCUAUGAACAAAAUCAAUCUGGACCGCACAGAGGGCUACGUUUUCAGCCUUGAUCGUCUCACCAAUGUCCAUCAGAUGAAGCAUGGUGAGACAGGAAUUGUCUUCUAUCUCACAUUUGAUGUUUUGGAGACCAAGUGUCAUGCCAUCAGCAAGAAAAACUGGAGAAAUUGUGAAAUCCGAAACCCUGAACAGUACCCAGUCUAUGGACAGUGCAAGGCCGUUAUGUACAUGAACAGAGUUCACAGAGUGACCCGCCUGUACAAGUAUAGCUGUACCGUGAGACCAGUGCCUGCCUCCAAAAUCAGAGAACGGUGCCCAGAUUGCCCUGUGCAGCUCCCCGAGGAUCAUGAAGCAGCCUUGAGGACAGCGAAGAUGGGCAUGGAGAAAUACAAUAACGAGAGUGCAUUGGCAAACUACUUUGUUCCUCUAAACAUUACAAGAGCUUUCUCUCAGCUUCACUUUGGAAGAUUCUACAGUGUGGAGUUCACCAUCCAAGAGACGGUCUGCUCUUCCAAAACCAAUAGUGCUGAUGUCUCUAAAUGUGAGGUCAUGGCAUGCGAGUUUGCGCACAAAGGAUUCUGCAAAGCCUCUCACACUGUCACAGCCACCGGAGAGGAGCACCUCAGUGUUCAGUGCGAAAUCUUUGAACCAGAGGCUGCUGAAGAAGAGAAGAAAAAACAUUUGAUUGGAGGUGAACUGGAUCAUAGCCAUAGCAGCACAACUGGCUCGGCUACUGGACACGACCAUGACCAUGACCACACCAAACCGCUCGCACAUAAACAUGACCAUGAACACACCUCAGGCCACCACCACACACACGAACAUGGCAAGGGUCAUGGACACACCCACUCUCACGAUCAUGACCAUGCACACGCCCAUCAUGCCAAAGCCCAUGAGCACGGUCAGGACGAGUGGGAGCACCAUCACCACCAGUAUGGUCACAAAAAUGGUGAGACCCAUGAACACGACCAUGAGCUGGUCCUGGACCACGAGCACAAACACAGACAUCUCCAUGAGCACGAGCACCACCACCACGAUCAUGAGAAUCAAACUACAGUUAAGCGUCCUGUUGGCAUGGUCAAUGUCCUUCCUCCCAUGGAUAAGCCCAUGACCCUUCCAUCCUUCCCUGACAAGCCCGCUGCAGGACCAGAGCAGCCCUCCACCCUCCCGUUCCACCCUGACCCCCAGAUACCAGGACAAAGGGAACCCACCAUCCAUCCCUUCCCUGACACCAUGUCCCCUGAGUGUCCUGCGCAGUCUAACAUCCAAAACGGACUCCUCAAGCAGGUCAUCAGUGAGGAUCCGCUCUUUAACCCCACUGUGUAGAGUCCUUUGAAUAAUUAAUAUAGAGUGUAAUAAA